Molecule: messenger RNA, 351 nt
Organism: Penicillium malachiteum
Lineage: Eukaryota; Fungi; Ascomycota; Eurotiomycetes; Eurotiales; Aspergillaceae
Product: rhodopsin family protein
Exons: 7
Coding region: 1-351 (116 amino acids)
Source: RefSeq, a predicted model, not a curated record
AUGGCGUUCUGUAUCACCUUUGGCACGCACGAGUUCACCUCGAUGCUCGAGGGCUAUGAGAAUGUCCGGGCCUACUGUUACAACUUCGUCUUUUGUCUAGGUCGAAACUGGAAUGGCCAUUGCAUCACCCGUUGGCCAUUCUUCACCAUCUGCUUCAUUCCAUUGAUCCCUCUUUCAACUCAUAAGUACAAAGAAGUCAUGUGUUACACCUGUCGCUUCUCGCAGGAUCUUCGUGACCGUCCUGAUAUUACACCUGACACACGUCCACCUCCAAUGCCAGCUUACCCAUGGGCUCCGCCGGGGCCACAUCCACCUCCAAUGGCUUACGGGGCCCAGCAGCCCCCCCGCUGA